Molecule: messenger RNA, 1323 nt
Organism: Oppia nitens
Lineage: Eukaryota; Metazoa; Arthropoda; Arachnida; Sarcoptiformes; Oppiidae
Product: retinoid-inducible serine carboxypeptidase-like
Exons: 6
Coding region: 1-1323 (440 amino acids)
Biological process (GO): proteolysis
Molecular function (GO): serine-type carboxypeptidase activity
Source: RefSeq, a predicted model, not a curated record
AUGGAAUUUAAAUUAGUAUUGUUUCUAUUUUAUACACUAUACUUAUUGAAUGGAAAAAUCAAUGCAUAUAAGGAGUCGUCCGGUUAUGUAACGGUACGACCGGAUGCUCAUAUGUUUUGGUGGUUGUUUCAAACAGAUUCAAAUAAUAAUAUCACUUCCAAUUUACCACUUGUUAUAUGGCUUCAGGGAGGUCCUGGCGGUAGUUCCACCGGAUUUGGUAAUUUCGGUGAGAUUGGUCCACAAGAUGUUAAUCUAAAUAAUAGGUCGACUUCAUGGAUCAAAUAUGCAAACCUAUUGUUUAUUGAUAACCCCGUGGGUACGGGUUAUAGUUAUGUCACUAMUAAUGAUAGUCUAACCAAAAAUAACAAAGAAAUAGCUGUCGAUUUGGUUACUCUAAUGAAAGAAUUCUACAAAAAGUUUMCCAAUUUUGAGUCGACUCCAUUAUAUAUAUUCAGUGAGUCAUACGGCGGCAAAAUGACUGUCGGUUUUGCCAAAGAGCUGCAUCAGGCCAUCAAAAACAAUGAGAUUAAGUGUAACUUCAAGGGCGUAGCACUGGGAGACUCGUGGAUAUCAUCCACUGAUUCAGUCGAUUCGUGGGGCGAUUAUCUCUACUCAUUGUCAUACAUCGAUGGUAAUGAAAAAAGUCAAAUUGAUUUGAUCGCUCAGAAAAUCAGAACCGCCGUGGAGUCGGGUGACGGCAAUCGUGCUUAUGAGCUCUGGUAUGAUAUAACUGAUUUGAUAACUAAGGUUACCGGAGGUAUUGACUGGUAUAACGUAUUGCUCAAUACGGAUACUGUAUCGCAAACGGCAGUCUCGAACAAUCUGUACAAAAGUCUGGCCAAUGUUGACAACCCGGCACUCAAGUCGGCUAUUGUUCAACAAUUAGGUGUUUACGAUGACGAAGAUCUAAACCAACUAAUGAAUGGUCCGAUUAAGAAGAAACUUAAUAUACCAUCAAAUGUGACCUGGGCUAAAUUAUCAUCACUAGUAUUUGAACAUUUGAGCGGCGAUUUUAUGCUACCCGUUGUCGAUGACGUAGAAUAUCUGCUGAACAAUACCGACCUUAAAGUAGUGGUAUAUACCGGUCAACUGGAUCUGGUUGUCGAUACCAUUGGAACCUUAAAAUGGAUGCAUUCACUAAAAUGGUCGGGAAAUCGUGAGUUCGAAACCAGUCCACGCCAUCAGUUUGGAGGCAUUCAUUCCGGUUAUUAUAAGACAUAUAAAAAUUUGUCGCUCUAUUGGUUUAUCAAAGCCGGACAUAUGAUACCCGCUGAUGCCGGACAUACGGCACUACAAAUGCUUCAAAAAGUUAUUAAUAAUUAA